Molecule: messenger RNA, 468 nt
Organism: Gongylonema pulchrum
Lineage: Eukaryota; Metazoa; Nematoda; Chromadorea; Rhabditida; Gongylonematidae
Source: the annotation of a GenBank genome assembly
UUGCAUGCAAUCGUGAAUAAUGCGGGAGUGCAGUGCCAGUGUUUCUUCGAUGACAUGCUGUCGAUUGAGGAUUACAGGGAUGCGAUGGAAGUGAACGCAUACGGUGUAAUUCGCGUCACGAAAGCGUUCAAACAAAUGAUCAAGCGCAACAAAGGUCGAAUCAUCGUUUGCACAAGCUCAUCUGUUCGCUUUCCAUCACCCGGCCUUGGCCCAUACACAUUCUCAAAAGCGGCUAUCAACGGAUAUUUGCAGGUUAUUAGGCAUGAGUUACGGCCUUUUGGCGUAACAGUAAUCACCAUUGAGCCGGGCAUAUUUCGAACACCGAUGAACGAUAUUCCAAAAAUGAUGAGGAUGAUGAACGAUAUUUGGGCAAAGACAGAUCGUGCUUUGAAGAAGGAAUAUGGCGAGUACUGGUUCAGUCGCGGUAAGCACUUUGGCUUCGAGCCCGCUAAAUAUUGGACCUCAUAA